CUCACUUCCGUGUACAAAAAUGAGAGACGGGCGUUGGCGACUUGGGUGAAAUGUUUUGUCCCAACUGUGGUAAACGUGCGAAAGAAAGCUGGAAGUUUUGUUUACAUUGCGGUACUACAUUACCAGCUUUACAAGAUGAAACCGUUGACGACGCGACUGAGGCUAUUUCGUCACUGGAUAUUCAAAUUAAGACUGAAUCCAAGGAAGAGCCGAGAGGAGCAGAAGCUUCAAGUGUUGAAGCAGUAACAAAAGAAUAUGAAGAUUAUGAGUUGGGAAGUGAUAUUCUUGAGGAUCUUGAUGUGAUAUCAGAAGACGAAGUAGAGGAAUACAAAUGUAUCAUGUUGGAAACAGGGUACACAUUUCUUCGUGAAAAGUUAGAACAAACAAUCAAUGGAUGGAAAAAUAUCCAAAUCAACAUUGCUGUAACGGGAGAAUCCGGAACUGGGAAGUCGUCAUUUAUCAACUCUAUCAGAGGACUCAAAGCUGAUGAUCUUGGGGCAGCGGAGGUUGGCGCGGUCGAAACAACAAUGGAGCCAACAGCUUACAAACAUCCAGAUAAUCCAAAUCUUCAGGUUUGGGAUUUGCCCGGAGUAGGAACGUCAAGCUUCACACGGGAGAAAUACUUCCAGAAAAUCAACUUGGGUCAGUUUGACUUUGUAUUGCUCAUGUCGUCUUCGCGAUUCAAGGAAAAUGACGUUUGGCUCGCUAAAGAAAUUCUUAGGUUAAAGCCAAAAUUUAACUUGUUCUUUAUAAGAACAAAAAUCGACGAUGACCUUUUCUCCGCCGAAAGGUCACGCCGCAAAUUGCAGACCGCCAAAGAUAAGCAAGCCUUAGUACAGGGAGUAAGAGAAAAUACAAGGCUCAAUCUGCAGAAAGGCAAGAUAACAAACGCAAAUAUAUAUCUUGUUGACAACUAUGACACAACAGCUUUCGAUUUUGGCACGAUUGUCUGUAAACUGAUCCAAAAGGUCGCCGCUCUGAAAAGGGAAGCAAUGAUUAUGUCCCUGUCUGGAAUCACAAACGAAGUAGUUCAAAACAAGCUCGUUAUUCUGGAAAGUAGAAUAAGUGAGAUUUCUAAAACUGCGGCAGUGGCAGCAGUCUUUGCAAAGGCGGACACAAACAAGUAUCCGGCGGAAAUAGACCUGUUGCUUGAUGAGUGCAGAUUUUAUCGUUCGCAGCUAGGACUCUAUUUAGAUUCGCUACAAAUCAUCGCAAAGCGUCUAAAAAUUGAUCUCGAAGAAAUGCUGGUCAAGUUGUCAAUGCAAUCAUACAGCGUUGACAGUUGCAGUGGGAAACGAGCUUACGCGCUUUAUGACUUCGAUGCCCGAGAUCAUGAAGAUCUCUCUUUCCGCAAAGGCGACGUUCUAAUACUCAAAGACCAGAACAAUAUAAAAUAUGAAGGAUGGUGUUACGCACGGCAUAACGACCCAAAAAACAAGAAUUUCCAGGCAGAGGGUUACGUGCAAUUGAAUUAUGUGGCCACUGAAGACAGCUGCAGUGAGAAACGAGCUUACGCGCUUUAUGACUUCGAUGCCCGAGAUCAUGAAGAUCUCUCUUUCCGCAAAGGCGACGUUCUAAUACUCAAAGACCAGAACAAUAUAAAAUAUGAAGGAUGGUGUUACGCACGGCAUUACGACCCAACACACCAGAAUUUCCAAGCAGAGGGUUACGUGCCAAUGAAUUAUGUGGCCCUUGAAGACAAAUCAGAUGACGAAGCGACUACAGCUAUGUCGUCGCUGAACAUUCAAGAUGAGAGCGAAUCCGAGGAUGGUAUUUAUCAAAGUUUAUUUUGUGCUUAUAUAAGUGAAUCAUCUGAAUAACAUCAACUCAAAACGAAAAGGAAGACUAAUAGGACAAUGUUAAGGUUGAUAAUAAUAAAAUCUUUUAUAACCAGGAAAAUAAUUCGAGACUGGCUCGAGUGAGGCUGCUUACAAGAUUUUCAAUCAUUUGGCCUACAUUUAUUUAUAAAACACCCUUUUUAAUGGAAGUAGAAAUGUAAACACACAUUUUGACUAACUUUUAAUAGGUUUUGGUACAUUGUUAAUAAUAAAAAUGAUUAUGACCGUCAUGGAACAGCGACUAAAACAUUUACCCGUAUACAUUUAUUUGAUGGUUGCUAUUUUCCAACAUCAAGGAAAAUAAGAAUGAUGAAAAACUGUUUGAUCCUUUCAAAGGUUUUUGAAAGACAUAAGUAGUCAGUAAUGCCUAUCCAGGACAAAAUGCACCCAUUGACCCGUUCUUAUUCUAUAUAAAUGAUGCAAUCCUGUUCGAAGUCAAUUUUUAGACGCAGUCAAGCGCGACGUGUUAUCAUAGCUUAUGACGCUUGAUAUGGUUAGGGUUAAGGUUAGCGUUAGGGUUAUGGAUGUGGGCCAUUGUUUAUAAUUCAUAUGAAUUGUUUUAUGUACAUGAAGGCAAUUGAUAUGUAUGUAACCCGUUGUUUGUUUUCAGUACUGUUUCUUCAAUAAUAUACAGUCUAAUAUGAACAAGUUUGUGAUUCGCGUUAACGUCAACG
Messenger RNA from Mya arenaria, 2512 nucleotides. RefSeq names its product T-cell-specific guanine nucleotide triphosphate-binding protein 2-like. The transcript has 12 exons. Lineage: Eukaryota; Metazoa; Mollusca; Bivalvia; Myida; Myidae. Bases 51 to 1820 code for a protein of 589 amino acids. The record is from RefSeq and is a predicted model, not a curated record. Gene Ontology annotation, cellular component: membrane. Gene Ontology annotation, molecular function: protein binding; GTP binding.